Caenorhabditis bovis is the source of this 1401-nucleotide messenger RNA. Lineage: Eukaryota; Metazoa; Nematoda; Chromadorea; Rhabditida; Rhabditidae. The record is from the annotation of a GenBank genome assembly.
AUGGAAUCGAAUGGACAGUAUAGAAAAAAAGAAUAUUGGGAUGAGAGAUUCCGAGAAGAAGAUGAAUUUGAAUGGUUGACUGGGUUGAAGGCGUUUGAGCACAUCGUCAAACCGCUUAUUGGGAAAAACGACAAAAUUGCUCAUAUUGGCUGCGGUUCAAGUCAAGUUUCAAAGGAAUUAUUUGAUCUAGGAUAUCAGAAUAUCACGAAUAUCGAUUACUCUGAGGUUCUCGUAGAGAAUGGAAAGAGGGCCCAUCCAUAUAUGGAAUGGAUAGUUGACGAUAUUACGAGUUUAGCAAAUUGUCCGUCGAAUAGUUUUGAUGUGGUCUUCGAAAAAGCUACAAUUGAAGCUUUAUUGGUUCUGGAAACGAGCCCUUGGGACCCUUCCGAUGAAGCUCUUAACACACUAGAUAGCAUAUUUUCAGCGAUUCAGCGCAUUUUAAAGAAGAAUGGAAUUUUCAUCUCAGUUUCGUUCACCCAACCCCAUUUCCGGGUUCCAGCCCUCAUGCGAUCGAAUGGAUGGUCCGUUGAGAGACUCGACGAUUUGCAACAAUAUCGAAAAUGCGACGAUGAUGAUGCCGCCUUCCGAUUCCGGGUUCGUGUUUUCGACGCGCACCGAUUUUUAGAAAGCUUUUCUGAGGAUGGGCCUUCUCGAGGAGGAAGGCUUGAUCUCAACGAUUUUGAGGUUGGUAGACCGCUGGGACGCGGCGGUUUCGGAAGGGUCUACCUCGCGCGAACCAAAUAUGGCCAUUUCCACGUUGCGUUGAAGGUCAUCUCCAAAAAGAGUCUUGUCGCAAAAGAAUCGGCGUAUUUACUCGAGCGCGAGAUCGAGAUUCAGACGCAUCUACGCCAUCGCAACAUUUUGCAACUUUACACAUAUUUCUGGGAUGAGCGUCGAAUCUUUUUGGUGUUGGAAUACGCGCCGAGAGGCGAACUCUACAAAAUGAUGCACAGUCAGAUUGAUGGCAGAUUUGGCGAAGUGAUGGUCGGAAAAUUCAUUUUCGAGAUUUGCGACGCUCUCAGCUACUGCCAUCGGAAGAAUGUGAUCCAUCGCGACAUUAAGCCCGAGAAUCUGCUGCUCGGAAUCAACAUGGAACUCAAAAUUGCGGAUUUUGGCUGGAGUGUCCAUACGCCGUCGGAUAGAAGGACCACCCUCUGCGGAACAUUAGACUAUCUGGCGCCGGAAAUUGUUCUUGGACGAGACCACUCGAUGUCGAUCGAUGCUUGGGCGAUUGGUGUGCUCUGCUACGAGCUCAUGGUCGGCGUUCCACCGUUUUCUUGCGACGAUCCGAAAGAAACGACGAAGAACAUCGAAAAAAUCAAUUAUAAGCUUCCUGAUGUGGUUACGAACGGCGCGCGGAGUCUGAUCAAGCGCCUUCUCGUUUUCGAGCCGACCCAAUGA